Zophobas morio is the source of this 1342-nucleotide messenger RNA. Its product is annotated as ubiquitin-like protein 7. Gene Ontology annotation, cellular component: cytosol. Lineage: Eukaryota; Metazoa; Arthropoda; Insecta; Coleoptera; Tenebrionidae. The coding region runs from base 203 to 1252 and encodes 349 amino acids. The transcript has 3 exons. Gene Ontology annotation, biological process: ubiquitin-dependent protein catabolic process. The record is from RefSeq and is a predicted model, not a curated record. Gene Ontology annotation, molecular function: polyubiquitin modification-dependent protein binding.
AACCAACUAUUCACACUUAACUCCCUAGAAUCAGUAUCACUACAAUCACAGUCUUUUGUUUUGUUUUAAAAGUUGUGCAUGUUCAUCAUCGAGUCAUAGUUUAGUUUCCCUCUGGUUUCCCUGGUUUUGUUAAUAACAACAGGCCAAGUGCCAAACCGUGCCAAGUUUCUGGUUACGAGUCAAAAUCAUAAAACAUCAUACAAUGGCUGCUGCAAGUGUUGUCUUAGGAAUAUGGGAUUCUUUCCAAUAUGAAAACCUUAAAGUAGAAAAUUUGGAUCUGGAAGACAAAGUAGAAGUAUUGAAAAAUGAAGCAGUGAAAAAACUAAAUACUUCCAAAGUGGCAAUAGAUUUGAUCUACUGUGGACUUGUGCUUGAAGAUGACCACUCUCUAUCUUCUUAUGGAAUUAAAUCAGGAGUCACAAUCCAUGUAGUUAAGAAAAAUCUCCCGCAAAAUGUGACACGGGGACGGGCCCUUACAGAAACUGAAGUUCAGCAGCUGGUAGUAGCUUUUAGAGCUUUCACUUUAUCAUCAGGCUAUCGAGCUGCUCUACAAAGACUGGCCCGACCUGAGGUAUUAGAAACAAUAAUUGCUGCAACCCCGGGGCUUGCUGAUGAUCCUUCAGCUAUUGCUAUUAUCCAAGAUCCAGAAUUAAUAGUACACAUGGCAGAUCCAGAUACUGUUCGUAGAGUGGCAGAAAAACAUCCGUCAUUGAUUGAAGCAGCAAAUUAUAUAGCAGCACAUAUUCAUGAAGAACAAGCAAAUGUUGAUACCUCUCAAGCUACUACAAGUACUGGUUACUCAUAUUCACUUGAGGCACUCUCUGAUGAUGAAGAAAUGGAUACUUCAAUUCGUGAACCACAUCCAUUGACUCGUAACACAUCCUACAAUGCUAUUACAGCAGCUCAGCUAGCUGCAGCAAUUGCUAACGCUACUAACACUGCAUUUAACACUAAUAGUGCUGGCAUGCCGUCAACUCCCACGACUUCGGGCAAUGUCAUUACAAAUGAAAUGUUUAGCAAUGCAAUUCAACAAGCUCUAGGAUCAGCUAAUCUAGGUACUACAAGUGCAAUGACUCCAAGUAGGGGAGAAAUUGAAAGUUUGGAAAAUAUCACAAGGAGACUACAACCACAACUGCAACAGAUGCAUGAAAUUGGUUUACGGAAUGAUUCUGUUAAUAUCAGGGCACUUCAAGCCACCUCAGGCGAUGUGGAAGCUGCCAUUGACUUGGUAUUUAAUGGUGCAAUUGACUGAAUGUACUCAUGUACUCAGCUAUAUAAUCUCGUUUUUUGUAAAUUUAUAUGCCCUUAGUUUGUAAUAAAACACAUAAUAUCUCUCAAAUAA